Phyllostomus discolor (pale spear-nosed bat) is the source of this 8110-nucleotide messenger RNA. It is a transcript of the gene PATJ, whose product is annotated as PATJ crumbs cell polarity complex component. The coding region runs from base 169 to 5955 and encodes 1928 amino acids. The transcript is spliced from 45 exons. NCBI's taxonomy places the organism in Eukaryota, Metazoa, Chordata, Mammalia, Chiroptera, Phyllostomidae. Gene Ontology annotation, molecular function: protein binding. The record is from RefSeq and is a predicted model, not a curated record.
GGCCAGGGGAGGGCCUGCCAGGUGAGGCGCGGUCAGCCCAGCCUCUCACUUCCGCCCAGGUGAGGGAGGGCCGACGCCGCGCCCUCACGCCGGCCCGCCUGCUCUGGAUCCCACCCUUGUCUCUGCUAGACCAGGUUUCUUUAAAGUUAUUGAAGACAAUAAUUCAAAAUGCCUGAAAAUCCUGCUACAGAUAAACUGCAGGUCCUGCAAGUUCUUGAUCGGCUGAAAAUGAAAUUGCAGGAGAAGGGUGACACCUCACAGAAUGAGAAGCUAUCUAUGUUUUAUGAGACACUAAAGAGUCCUCUCUUCAACCAGAUACUCACACUCCAGCAGUCCAUCAAGCAACUCAAGGUGCAACUCAGUCAUAUACCUUCAGAUUGUUCGGCCAACUUUGAUUUUUCAAGGAAAGGUUUAUUAGUGUUCACGGAUGGUGCCAUUACUAAUGGGAAUGCCCAGCGGUCCACUAAUAACUUGACUGUAUCAGGAUUAUUUCCUUGGACCCCUAAGUCAGGAAAUGAGGACUUUAACUCAAUCAUUCAGCAGAUGGCACAGGGCCGGCAAAUUGAAUAUAUAGAUAUAGAACGGCCUUCAACUGGAGGCCUUGGAUUCAGUGUGGUGGCCCUUAGAAGUCAAAAUCUGGAAGUUGCUAUCUUCGUGAAGGAAGUGCAGCCAGGGAGUAUAGCAGACAGGGAUCAAAGGUUAAAGGAAAAUGACCAAAUAUUGGCGAUUAAUCAUACACCCCUGGAUCAGAACAUCUCCCACCAGCAAGCAAUUGCAUUGCUACAACAAACCACUGGGUGUUUGAGUCUGGUUGUGGCCAGGGAGCCAGUCCACACAAAAAGCAGCACUUCGACCAGCCUAACCGAUACAGUUCUCCCUGAAACAGUUCGUUGGGGCCAUAUUGAAGAUGUUGAGCUCAUUAAUGACGGCUCUGGAUUAGGUUUUGGAAUAGUUGGAGGAAAAUCAAGUGGUGUGGUUGUGAGGACUAUAGUUCCUGGAGGAUUAGCAGAUCGAGAUGGAAGACUCCAGACAGGGGACCACAUCUUGAAGAUUGGUGGCACAAAUGUGCAGGGAAUGACCAGUGAGCAAGUUGCACAAGUGCUGAGGAACUGCGGGAAUUCAGUCAGGAUGCUAGUUGCAAGAGACCCAAUUGGUGAAAUAUCUGUAACCCCUCCGACCCCUACGGCCUUGCCUGUUGCCCUGCCUGCUAUACCUGGCAGGAGCCCUAGUUCUGACAAUUCUAGUCUUUAUGAAACUUACAAUGUUGAACUCACUAAAAAAGAUGGACAGAGUCUUGGCAUUAGAAUCGUUGGCUAUGUUGGAACUGCUUAUACAGGAGAAGCAUCAGGGAUUUAUGUGAAAAGCGUGAUACCUGGCAGUGCUGCCUACCACAGUGGACAGAUUCAAGUGAAUGACCAGAUAGUUGCUGUUGAUGGUGUGAAUAUUCAAGGUUUUGCCAACCAGGAUGUUGUUGAAGUAUUACGCAAUGCAGGGCAAGUGGUGCGCUUAACCCUAGUUCGAAGGAGGACACCCUCACCAGCUUCCUUACCUGUGGAACAGCCCCCACUUGUGGAACAGCCCCCACUUGUGGAACAGCCCCCACUUGUGGAACAGCCCUCAGACAGAGGAGCUGCUGUAGAACCACCCCAAACACCAGCCUUAUUGCCAACUGGAGCAGUGGAAGUAGAAACUAAUUUGGGUGGUGAAGAUGAGGAAAUGGAAGAACAAAUGGAUAAUCUAAAAAAUGACAACACACAAGCCUCAGGAAAACUGGAAAGAGCCCCUGACUUUCCAGAAAAUGAGCUGAAAUCCAGAUGGGAAAACCUACUGGGCCCUGAUUAUGAAGUAAUGGUUGCUACUUUGGACACACAAAUUGCCGAUGAUGCUGAGUUACAGAAAUAUUCAAAGCUCCUGCCCAUUCACACUCUGAGGCUUGGCAUGGAAGUGGAUUCCUUUGAUGGGCACCAUUACAUCUCUUCAAUUGCUCCAGGUGGUCCUGUUGAUACACUGAGCCUCUUUCAGCCAGAGGAUGAGCUUCUUGAGGUCAAUGGUGUGCAGCUCUAUGGGAAAUCGCGUCGAGAAGCAGUCUCCUUUCUUAAAGAAGUGCCACCCCCCUUUACGUUGGUUUGCUGUCGCCGGUUGUUUGAUGAUGAAGCCUCUGUAGAUGAACCAAGGACCACUGAAGCCUCUCUUCCUGAGCUGGAGGCUGAUCACAAUGUAGAUGUCAACAUUGAAGAAGAGGAUGAUGGGGAGUUAGCACUGUGGUCUCCUGAAGUCAAGACUGUUGAAUUAGUAAAAGAUCAUAAAGGCUUGGGAUUCAGCAUUUUGGACUACCAGGACCCCUUGGAUUCCACAAAGUCAGUGAUUGUGAUUCGUUCCCUGGUGGCGGAGGGUGUUGCAGAGAGAAGUGGAGAACUGCUACCUGGAGACCGCCUGGUCUCUGUCAAUCAGCACUGUUUGGACAACACCUCACUUGCUGAAGCUGUGGAGCUGUUGAAAGCUGUGCCACCGGGCACUGUGCGCCUUGGCAUCUGCAAACCUUUGGGGGAAGAUGGUAAAGAAGAAGAAAGUCAUUAUAUUUUACAUUCAAACACUAUUGAAGAUGAGACCGAAAUUUCAGGAGCAAUUCAUGAUAUAAAUUCAUCUUUAAUACUUGAAGCACCCAAGGAAUUUAGAGAUGAACCCUAUUUUAAAGAAGAACUUGUGGAUGAACCAUUUCUAAAUUUGGGAAAGUCUUUCCAGUCCCAACAAAAAGAGAUAGACAACAGCAAGGAGGCCUGGGAAAUGCAGGAAUUUCUGACUCCUAGGUUGCAGGAAAUGGGUGAAGAAAGAGAAAUGCUUGUAGAUGAAGAGUAUGAGCUAUAUCAAGAUUGCUUUCAGGCCAUGGAAUUGUAUCCCUCCUCGCACAUUCAAGAGGCCACUCCUGUUCCAUCCAUGAAAGAACUUCACUUUGGUACACAGUGGUUACAUGAUAAUGAACCACCUGAGGCUCAAGAAGCAAGAUCCAUGAUGAGUAUAUAUUCCCAGGAGACACAGCAGUAUGGCUAUGGCACUGAAAACAUGAUGAAAGAAAAUUUUGGCAUUGAUUCCCUGCCAUCCAUAUCCUCAACUGAAGGAAACAGUCAACAAGGCAGAUAUGACGAUCUGGAAAAUCUUAAUUCAUUAACAAAAAGCAGUCUGGAGUUAGGCAUGAUAAUUCCAAAUGACGUCCAAGGUCCUGGCCUGCUUGCUGAACUUCCUGCUGCAGCUCAAAGAAGGCACCAAGAAGAUCUGCCCUUAUACCAACUCCCAAGGGCCCGAGUUAUUUCCAAGACCUCGGCAUACACGGGGAUGUUAUCUUCUAGAUAUUCCACUGAUGCAUAUGAGUUACCUGAGAGAGAAGAAGGUGAAGGAGAAGAAACUCCAAACUUCAGCCACUGGGGUCCACCAAGAAUUGUUGAGAUUUUUAGAGAACCCGAUGUGUCUCUUGGUAUCAGUAUUGUUGGUGGACAAACAGUUAUAAAACGCCUGAAGAAUGGAGAGGAGCUGAAAGGUAUAUUUAUCAAACAAGUUUUAGAAGACAGUCCAGCAGGAAAAACAAACGCUCUUAAAACUGGAGAUAAAAUACUUGAGGUGUCUGGAGUAGACUUGCAGAAUGCCUCACACAGUGAAGCCGUGGAGGCCAUCAAGAACUCAGGGAACCCUGUGGUGUUUGUUGUUCAGAGCUUGUCGUCCACUCCAAGAGUCAUUCCUAGUGUGCCUAACAAAGCCAACAAAAUCACUAAUAACCAGGACCAAGACAACAAAGAAAAAAAAGAAAAGAGGCAAGGAACUGCUCCACCUCCAAUGAAACUGCCACCUCCUUACAAAGCUCCAUCUGAUGACAGUGAUGGAAAUGAAGAAGAAUAUGCAUUUACCAACAAAAAAAUCAGGCAAAGAUAUGCAGAUUUGCCUGGAGAAUUACACAUUAUUGAACUUGAAAAGGAUAAGAAUGGACUUGGACUCAGCCUUGCUGGCAAUAAAGACAGGUCACGCAUGAGCAUAUUUGUGGUGGGAAUCAACCCAGAAGGACCUGCUGCCAAGGAUGGACGAAUGCGUAUUGGAGAUGAGCUGUUAGAGAUAAAUAAUCAGAUUCUUUAUGGAAGAAGUCACCAAAAUGCAUCUGCCAUUAUUAAGACUGCCCCGUCCAAGGUCAAGCUGGUUUUCAUCAGAAAUGAAGAUGCAGUCAAUCAGAUGGCUGUUACUCCCUUCCCAUUACCAUCAAGUUCUCCAUCUUUUAUUGAGGAUGAGAGUGGCACUGAACCUGUUAGUAGUGAAGAAGACGGCAGCCUCGAAGUUGGUUCCAAACAAUUGUCUGACAGUGAGACCUCCAAAUUGGAAGAUAUCUCCCAUGUGGUUAGUCAAGGUGUGGUGGCAGACCAGCAGAAGGCCCUGGAGUGCUCAGCUGACAACGCUGUCAGCCAGAUGAAACAACAAAAAUAUUCGACGAAAGUCUCCUUCAGUUCACAAGAGAUACCUUUAGCACCAACUCCAUCAUACCAUUCAACAGAUGCAGACCCCACAAGUUAUGGUGGUUUCCAGGCUCCUCUGUCAGUGGACCCUGCCACAUGUCCCAUUGUCCCUGGCCAGGAAAUGAUUAUAGAAAUCUCCAAGGGACGUUCAGGGCUUGGUCUCAGCAUUGUGGGAGGAAAAGACACACCCUUGGAUGCUAUAGUUAUACAUGAAGUCUAUGAGGAAGGAGCAGCCGCCAGAGAUGGAAGACUGUGGGCUGGUGACCAGAUAUUGGAGGUUAAUGGGGUCGACCUGAGGAGUGCCAGACACGAAGAAGCCAUCACCGUCCUGAGACAGACCCCUGCAAAGGUGCGACUGGUGGUGUUUAGAGAUGAGACACACUACAGGGAUGAGGAGAACUUGGAGAUUUUCCCUAUAGAUCUGCAGAAGAAAGUCGGCCGAGGACUGGGCCUGAGCAUCGUUGGAAAACGAAAUGGAAAUGGAGUGUUUAUUUCUGACAUCGUGAAAGGUGGAGCCGCAGACCUUGAUGGGAGAUUGAUUCAGGGCGAUCAGAUCUUGUCUGUAAAUGGGGAGGAUGUGAGAAAUGCCUCACAGGAGACAGUGGCCGCCAUCCUCAAGUGUGCACAGGGGCUUGUGCAGCUAGAGAUUGGGAGACUCCGAGCCGGUUCCUGGGCCUCCGCACGGAAGACAUCACAGAACAGUCAGCGGAGUCAGCACGGUGCCCCCAGUGGCUUGCAUCCCGCCCUGGCUCCUGUCAUCAGCAGCCUGCAGAACCUCGUGGGCACAAAAAGAGCUUCAGAUCCUUCCCCCCAAAAUUCAGGCACAGAUACGGAACCAAGGACCGUUGAGAUAAUCAGGGAGCUCAGUGAUGCCCUUGGAAUCAGUAUUGCUGGAGGAAGAGGAAGCCCCUUAGGAGAUAUCCCAGUGUUCAUUGCCAUGAUUCAGGCCAACGGAGUGGCUGCGCGCACACAGAAGCUUAAAGUUGGAGAUCGGAUUGUCAGCAUCAAUGGGCAACCUUUGGAUGGGCUGUCUCACACGGACGUGGUUAAUCUGCUGAAGAACGCCUACGGGCGCAUUAUCCUGCAGGUUGUAGCAGAUACCAAUAUAAGCGCCAUAGCAACUCAGCUUGGAAAUUUGUCUACAGGCUACCACCUUGGUUCACCCACUGCUGAACACCAUCCAGAAGACACAGAAACACCUCCACCUAAGAUUAUUACUUUGGAGAAAGGCUCUGAAGGAUUGGGGUUUAGUAUUGUAGGGGGUUAUGGAAGUCCCCAUGGAGACCUGCCAAUUUAUGUCAAGACUAUAUUUGCAAAGGGAGCAGCUGCAGAUGAUGGCCGACUGAAGCGCGGUGAUCAAAUUUUAGCUGUUAAUGACGAGUCUCUAGAAGGUGUUACUCAUGAGCAAGCUGUGGCCAUUCUGAAACGCCAGAGAGGGACUGUAGUCUUUACUGUGCUGUCAUGAGCCUCGGAUCCUGAUCACGAGAUAGAUGUUGUAGAAUGUCCAUAGGAAGAUGCAGCUCUGAGAGAGGAGGAAAAGCAACCUCAGCUAAAAUCCACCUUCACUCUUACUCUCUCUUCCUCUCUGCCCAGAAGAGACGGCUGAGGUUCCACAUGAAUUUCCCACAUCAACAGUCAGCUCCCUAAUGUUUCCCAGCGUCUGUCACCUCUGGGUGAGGUCGAAUGAGUCUUAUCCGCUUUGCAUUUAACAUCAAUGUUUACCAACUAGUAGUAACUGGUUCUGAUUAUACUUGCUGAAACUGAAGUUAACAACCACUCAUUCCUUAUGCCCUUUUCUCCUCAUCCCUACUCAAACGGAGGCUUAACAGAACCUCAGAUCUCGUCUGAUGAACAGAAACAAAUGUUAAGCAACUGUCAUCUCACUCACGAUUUACUUAUGCUAAUUGUCUCUUCAAAUACACCAGAAAACAUUAACAGUAUAAUUAAUUUACCAGUGAUCCCCAUGAUGAAAUACCAAAAUCUCCUACGGGAAAUUACUGUGCUGUCUUCUGUAUGACUUACAGUCAAAUAAGUCUCAAAUUCAUUCUCUAAAUAGAUCUUUAUAAGUUAAUCAUUGGUGAUUACGAUGAGUCAAUUUGCAGACUAUAAUCUAAAAAUUCCAAAAGACUUUCCAGUUAUUUUCUUAGCUACAUAAAUGCACACCACCUAGCAAAAGCACCUUAUUCUCAACAGGAACAAUUAGUAUGCAUGUUCUGAAUUCUAAAAAUGCUAAAUUAUGUUCGAGUCUGGGAAGUUCAUCUGGAGUUAAGGGCAUCUCAGUAAGCAGGUAUCAUGCCCACCCCUUAGUUUUCAGACCAGGAGAUGGAACUCCCAAAACCACACUGCAGAGAUCAGCAAGUUUUGCCUCAAGUCAGACGCAGUCUAGGUGGCCUUGGCCUUGUGGAACAUGGAAUGACAAAUUUGAGUAGCCUUCGCCUUGGCCCCAUACUGGUCAGCCUAGCCACACAUCUAUGUUCCUAGACUGUAGGGACCUGGAUGGAACAAUGCAUUUAGCCACAAAGUAACUGAACAAAUAAACUGAAUCUAGGAAUCAAUGAUGAGUUCUUAACUAAUGUUUCCUGAUCUCCAGGGAGCCUCCCACUGCUGUAGUCAUGCGUGCUAAGAAAGCAACUACAGCCAAAAAUGCAAGAAUACCUUUAAGGGUGCUUAGGGUCAUUCUUAUUCAGGUAUUAGAAGGAAAAAAGGGGGAGGUGCUUAUCAGCAGCUGUUUUAAGCUUCUUCUGUUAAAAAAAAUACACCAUGAGGAUGAGUAUCAGGAUCAUUACUGGAAAUAGUUGGCAUUAUUUAAUGAAAACACAAUGCUGCAAAUCGUUCACAGUAAUUACUAAAAUGUAAUGGACUCUAAUUUAAAAUGUUAUUUAAUAAGUAUAGAUUUUAAUUGAGAAUUACCUUUGGGUAGAUAUAAUCACAAAGUGCAUUAACUCUUGUUGGAAUAUUUUGUGGCUAUUCCAAAGUAUAGAGUGCCUAAAUUUUAUGUUGAAAAUGUCUUCGUGACUGAUAUUAAAUCACACACGGCUUUUGAGAUUUCUAAGAUAUCCAAGAUAUGCGGUAUUGUUAGGACCCUGUCUUUCAGUGCAUGAGAAGCUGUCACCCUCUGAACAAUCUGUUCAUUGUAUCUGCAAGAACACCUCAGGCAUCCAAGAAAAAUGAAACCCAAAUAAAACUUGAAAAUGCACCUUAAAAUUAUAUAUAUAUACACAUGCACACCUUUGAAAUGUGAUUCUGCUUGAUUUUGAUGGACUGGCCAUUAAACACACAUUUUGAAAUAAUACAUUGUUGUUGUGUGUCUUUACACAUUGUCCUUCUAGGUCAUGUUAUCCACCACCUGUUGAUAAAGGAAUUGUGAUGCUUUAUACUCCUCGCGGCAGUAAAUUGACAGAACUGGUGCUUCUCACAACUGGUCCUAUCUCUGCUUGCAUGACUAAUAAAAUAGUUGCCUUGCCAAAAACACUUUUUGCAUCAGAACGUAUGUCAAGCUAAGAGGAUAUGAAGAUGGGAACUUAUAAAAGAAGUGUUCUCGCAGCCACAGAUACUGUUUUGGCUUCGUCAUUCAGGCCAUUUAUAUACAGUAAUAACAUCACUAUUUGGAGUUAGCAUGA